Messenger RNA from Pteronotus mesoamericanus, 1365 nucleotides. It is a transcript of the gene RRP7A, whose product is annotated as ribosomal RNA processing 7 homolog A. Gene Ontology annotation, cellular component: UTP-C complex; CURI complex. NCBI's taxonomy places the organism in Eukaryota, Metazoa, Chordata, Mammalia, Chiroptera, Mormoopidae. The coding region runs from base 310 to 1029 and encodes 239 amino acids. Gene Ontology annotation, biological process: rRNA processing; ribosomal small subunit assembly. The transcript is spliced from 7 exons. The record is from RefSeq and is a predicted model, not a curated record. Gene Ontology annotation, molecular function: RNA binding.
CCACCUGUCUCUCCGACUACUUCUCCCUGUUCCUUUCGUAUUGGUAACACCUCGUUUCAUGCCUGCCUGUUCGCUGGCUUCCCCCAUUACCCUGUGAGCUUCCUGAAUGCAGGGAAGCUGUAUCCCCACUGCACUCUGAAGAAGAUGGUGACAGAAAUGGAAAACCACCCCUAGUUUUAUCAGGAUUAAAACGUUAUGAUGCCCUGGCUGAUGUGGUUCAGCUUGUUGGAGCGGUCUUUCCUAAACUGAAACGUCGCAGCCGUUCCGAUCAAGUUCUCCGAAAAGCAGCAGGCUUCUCAUUAUCUGUAUAUGAGAGAGCACAGAGUUCGGGAAGGCACCAAGUGUUCCUGGCCUCAGAAGAGGACCCUUUUUGUCCUCAAUGUGCCCCCGUACUGCACAGAGGAGUGCCUGUCCCGCCUCCUCUCGCCGUGUGGCCCCGUCCAGUCAGUGGAGUUACGUGGGAAGCCUGAGCUCGCCGAGAGCCCGAAGGAGCCAAAGUCGAAGUUUUUUCACCCCAAGCCCGUUCCGGGGUUCCAGGUAGCCUACGUGGUGUUCCAGAAGCCCGGUGGGGUGUCAGCUGCCUUAGCCCUGAAGGGCCCUCUGCUGGCCUCUACAGAGAGUCACCCCGUGAAGAGCGGCAUUCACAAGUGGAUCAGUGACUACACAGACUCUGUGCUGGACCCGGAGGCCCUGCGGGUUGAAGUGGAUACAUUCAUGGAGGCGUAUGACAAGAAGAUAGCCGUGGAGGAAGCCAAGGCCAAGGAGGAGGAAGGGGUCCCCGAUGACGAGGGCUGGGUGAAGGUGACCCGCCGUGGCCGGCGGCCCGUGCUACCCCGGACGGAGGCAGCCAGCCUGCGGGUGCUGGAGAGGGAGAAGAGGAAGCGCGCCCGCAAGGAGCUGCUCAACUUCUACGCCUGGCAGCACCGCGAGACCAAGAUGGAGCAUCUAGCACAGCUGCGCAGGAAGUUCGAGGAGGACAAGCAGAGGAUUGAACUGAUGCGGGCCCAACGCAAGUUCCGUCCCUACUGAGCCAGUAGGUGGGUGGUGGACGGCCAGCGAGGGUGUGAGGGCCAGGACGUCGCCACACUGCCCAGGCGGAGGGGCUACCGAUCAGACAGCACCAAAGACCUGAACCCACACAGGCGGGAUGGAGGACAGCGUCCCCACUCGGUCCUUGUGCUUCAGGAAGCCAUGGCCCCAGGAAGGGACACCUUCCCAGAAGAUCCUAGUCUCUUGCCCGAUGUCUCCGGAUCCCACUGUGAAAGCUAAGUGCCUCCUCUAUUCUCUUAAGUCCCUGGAUGGAAAACCCCCACUGCAGUGAGAGCCUCAAAGCCAGUGAGACGGAGACACGAAAGCAAUUUAAUC